This is a messenger RNA of Prunus armeniaca (apricot), 372 nucleotides long. NCBI's taxonomy places the organism in Eukaryota, Viridiplantae, Streptophyta, Magnoliopsida, Rosales, Rosaceae. The record is from the annotation of a GenBank genome assembly.
AUGAGUAAAAUCCCUUAUGCAUCUGCAAUAGGGAGUCUCAUGUAUGCCAUGGUUUGUACAAGACCAGAUAUCAGUUAUGCUGUUAGUAUAAUGAGUAGAUAUCAAUCGAACCCCGGAUUAGAUAAUUGGGGAGUUGUUAAGUGUAUCCUUAAAUACUUACGAAGGACUAAGGACAUGUUCCUUUUUUAUAGAGGAGCAUCAGAGUUACAAGUGGAAGCGUUUACUGAUUCAGAUUUUGCAUCCGAUGUAGAUGAUCGUAAAUCCACAUCUGGAUACGUCUUCAUUUUGAAUGAAGGCGUUGUUAGCUGGAGAAGCUGUAAACAAAGUGUUACUCCACAACUGAAGCUGAGUAUGUUGCUGCCUCAGAAGUAG